UAAUGCGCGCUCUCGUGUUCCCCCGGAUGCGUGUUUACUCGGUCUCCUCUCUCCACCCCUGAAAUGAGAGAGGUACGGAGUGGAAGGGACAUCGUUUUAGAAGAAACCCUGCAAGAACAGACAGCCAAAAAGAUCUAGUCAGGCGAGGGGAGCGCGCGAAGAUUUAAGGUGUAGGUCCAGCGGCGCGAGGAUAAAUUGAUUCGACAUCAAGGUCAAUUAUCUCUGCACAAUAAAAAAUAAAUAAAUAAACUCUGAGGAUGGAGCAGGCAUACGGGGCUGGCAAGGCUGGCGGCACCUUCGAUCCAAUCACGUUCUUUCAGCAACCGCAGACUAUUCUUCGAAUAGUGUCAUGGAUCUUCUCCAUUGUGAUCUUUGGAUGCAUUGCUAACGAGGGUUACGUGAAUCGUCCAGACGAGGUGAAGGAAUUCUGCAUCUUUAACAGGAACCAGAAUGCCUGUAACUAUGGUGUGGGGAUGGGGGCACUGGCCUUCCUCUGUUGUGCCGCAUUUAUGGCACUGGAUGUCUACUUUCCUCAAAUAACCAGCGUCAAAGAUCGCAAGAAGGCUGUGUUGGCUGAUAUUGGCGUUUCAGCAUUUUGGUCUGUCAUGUGGUUUGUGGGAUUCUGUUUGCUGGCCAAUCAGUGGCAGGUGGCCAAACCAGAGGAUAACCCACUGAAAGAGGGCGGAGACGCUGCUAGAGCGGCCAUCACCUUCUCCUUCUUCUCCAUAUUCACUUGGGCUGGUCAAGCUUUCUUCGGAUUCCAAAGGUACAAGCUAGGUGCAAGCUCCUCCCUCUUCUCACAGGACUAUACUGAUCCCAGCCAGGAUCCUGCAGCGGCACCCCCUGCAGGCAUGGAAUACACUGAAUACAACACUGACAUGGAGGCUAAUUAUGAUGGCUCUGGUGGAUACCAGAACCAAGACUAUUAAGGUCAGGUGUAAGGAUGCACGCCACAGCCUUAACCAGCUAGGCUGGCGGGGUUAAAUCGGGGAAACAUUUGUGGUGAAAAGGACAAACUUAACAUUGGUACUUUAUUUUGAGGGCUCUGGGAAGAUUCGGGCGACCAAAGCAGAGUGAUUAAAAUUUGUUGUGGUUUAGAGACUGAGAAAAUAAGGGGAUUGUUUGGUGCUAAUCCCCCUUGUGUAAUUUGCUGUGAGACUGAAGGAAGAAUUUGCUGUUAAUAUGUUCACAAGACAUGAUCAAUGAUUCUUUCAUUGGGUCUAAAGUGAUUUGAAAUUUUACAGUUUAGGGGCAAGGUCUUAAGAAUCUAAAUCGUGUGCCCUAAGAAUUUUUGCCUUCAGUUUUGGGGUUAUCGUCUUGGGGGAUAAUCUAGAUUAUUGGUCAGUAGAUGUUUUAUGUUCACCCUGACCAAACUCUACAAAUAAUCGGUUGUAGAAUACAGGGUUUCACUAAUUUAUGAAUCCGUUUUGUACACUAUAUAAUAUCUAAAUGAAUAUAUAAAUAUUAAUAUACUAAAUAUAUAGUAAAGGAUCUCUAACAUAGUCAAAGAAAUUGACUUGAUUAGUACUGGCGAUACAUGUGACAAAACCUGACCAAACUAAAUUAUUCUAAAGACCAUGGUGUCGUCUUGUUGGUAAUGUGUACGUGCUUCAAAAGAAGAUGACCUUAACCCUUUGACUGGAACAGAUCUGUCUACUUUAUUAAUAGCUCUCUGCUGCCAUUUUAUCACUCUCUAAAGAUUCUGAAAUAUACUUAGAAUUAAUGUCAUGUAAUGCAGAAAGUGAAAGGAAAAAAGUGAGUAUACUGAAAGUGAAGUGUGACUAGAGGAAUGAGUUGCAAGGUUUUAAAAAACAAUGUACAGUUGGAGUCAGUAGAAAAUAUGUGAUAGCAUUAUUUAAGGCUCGUUUCUUUAAAUGGUAUUGCCCUGUUUACAGAAAGGCAACAGUCCACAAGGAUGUGCAGUGGCCCCAAAAAGUAUUUGGACACUGAAGCCACACUUAACAUGUAUGAAUGUCAUUACAUUAGAUUGCAAAAUAUCAAAACAAUGUCAUUUAUUUUAAAGAAACCUUUAAGUAAAACAUUCCACAGAAAUACUUUGUUUUUUAGCGUUUACAUUAUAAAACAGUAGAUAUAGUGUAUUGAAACACUUUCAGGUUUACAAAUUUGGUGGAGCAUGCCAGUAGUAAAAGGUCUAGCAUCAUUUGUAGAUGCAUCAUGGUUUGAUUUUUUUAUUUUUCUGUGCAAUGGAAUUAAUACAUUUAAGUGUGGCUUAUGUGUUCAAAUACUUUUGAGGCUACACGUGACUAUACAUGUUUUCAUAUAAUUACCUUGACGUCUUUGAAUCACGAUUGUAAGCAUGUGUGGUGUACCACCGAAAUGUAUGAAACCUUGAACACAUUUCCUUGGUAACACUUUACAUUAACAUUCCCUUUGAUAAGGGUUUAUAAUGGGGUUCAUUAAUGACACAAGUCAUUUACAAAUGCGUUAUAAAUCAUGAAUGUGCAGCUAUAACAGCGUGAAUAAAAACUGUCAUGCAAUUCUUGCCAGAUAGUGAGCAAACUAAACCAUCAAAAACAUAAAAUGCCCUAAUUCAUGAUUUAUAUCACAAUGUAGCAACAAUAGACCAUUAUAUUGUGAAUGGAAGGAGGGAAUGUGUCAUUUCUCUACAGUCUGCUUUGUGUUUUUUAGUCAUUACUGUAAUGUCUUGACUCACUUGUGUUGUAACUAUCCUUGUCACAUUAAGGUUCAAAGAAUAGGUAUUGAAAAAAGUCACUUUUUAUGCAUAUUGAUAUCACCACAAAUCAAUUAUUUACUAUGCAUUUGUACAUUAAUUAUUAGUCAUUAUUUAACCCUGUUAUAAAAGGAACCUAAAUGUGAAGUGUUACCAUUUUCUUAGUAUGAGAGGGAAUAUAUGGCCAGUUUAUUUAACCAACAGAGAUGAGCACUUAGCAUCAAGGUAAAUACAUUUACCAAACCAGACCUAAAGGACUUGCCCUAUGUUUAAAAAAAGGUUUGUAUGGGGUUACAAAAUAGUCAUGACUGCCUAAGAACCCUAAUGAACAUCCUUGUCUAGUACCUUCUAAUCAAGAGUCUUCAAAUUUGUGCUAUUGACCAUGGCAGCAUGGGAAUCCAGCCAGAACACUGCUCUAAUAUCCCCACACUGACGCAUCAAUUGAUGGGAAUAUUUGCUAUGAAGAACAGAGUAAUAGACGUUUAGUUUCAUUGCUAAAUUACAAUGUCAAAUCUUUGGGGCGAAUGAUCAUUUCGUGAUAAUCUAUUACUUGUGGAAAUAUUAUUCAUCAUUAUGUUUAACAAGGUCCUUUGCAACACUCUUAAAAUAGUGUUCCCUGGCCUUCUUUUUUAGCAUUGUUUUGAGAAAAACAUUCAAAUGUUACUUUUGAUCACAGUUACUGUAAUAACUCUUGCACUAGUAGAGCAGCAGUGUUAUAGGUUACAAAUAAACCCACUGAGUGUUUUUGUUUGAAAAAUCAUCAUAUUGUGUAUAUGAAUAUAUAAAACCAGCAUAUUUAUAUUUAAUGACAAACAUGUAAUAUAAUUACACAAAGAUGUUAUUAUAAGUAAACAAUAAAUAUCUUUAUAAAUUUAUUACCAAAAUAAUUGUUGAAAAUUAAACAUAGUAACAAUAGUAGUAAUUGUGUGUUUUGCAUUUAAAGGUGGUAGAAUAAUAUUUACCCUUUCUCUGUUUAGGAAGUGACAUUAUUUCUGAAUCUGGACAUUUUAUUUUCUUUGAUCUCUGUUGAUACUCCUUUAAAGGAAAGCUACAAUACAAUCAGCAUAUUAUAUUCGGUGUAUCAGAUGUGUUAUUAUAUACUGUAUAUGUGCAGUUAUGGAGCAGGAUACAAAAUAGUGUAUAUUCUUUUGAUGUGGUGACUGUUGAUUAAUCACUAGGUUAAAAUGGGUCAGUGUGUUGUGUCCCGUCUUGUAUGUUGCUUGUCUGGUAAGAUAUAAAUUACAAUAAAAGACAACUGACUGGUGGACAUAUCUGCCAAAUUCUUGUUUAUGUGCUUAUAACUGGGGUUUCAAAAUACUUUUUCAUUGAUAUUUUUCUUUAUAUACAUGCCACAAAAAAAAUUCCAUCAGAUUGAAUUAAGUUACCUUGAAUAAAAUAAAAAUAUAAAUAUUUUAUGUUUUAUUGUUUAAUUGUAAUUUAUUAUUUUUUUAAACAUUGCACAAUUUGAUGGAGUUCUGUUACUAAAUUGAAAUGUAUAAAUCUUUAAACAGGCAAUUUUUGUUCAGUGUGCAUAUAUAAAUAAAUGAACAUUUGAAUCAGAGGGAACACUUUUAUCAAUAGUUAAAAUAGUAGUUUUCGUUAACAUUGUGCAUCGUGGACUAACAUGUUCAUUUUUAGAAGGCCUAUAUGUUAGUUCAUAAUGCAUUGACUAAUGCAAUUUUCAAGUACAAAUGUGUUAAUAAGUAGAAAGUAAAUUAACAGUAUUUAAUCAUCUUGGUAAAUGUUACUUUCCAAGAUUAUGUCCAAUAAAUGUUAAAGUAUUGUUGAUUGUAAGUGCAUGUUAACUGUUGCAUUAAUGUUAACAUAUCCGACCUCUGAUUAUUUCAAUUC
This is a messenger RNA of Xyrauchen texanus (razorback sucker), 4543 nucleotides long. RefSeq names its product synaptogyrin-1-like. The record is from RefSeq and is a predicted model, not a curated record. Gene Ontology annotation, cellular component: neuromuscular junction; synaptic vesicle membrane. Bases 258 to 929 code for a protein of 223 amino acids. Lineage: Eukaryota; Metazoa; Chordata; Actinopteri; Cypriniformes; Catostomidae. The transcript has 4 exons.